This is a messenger RNA of Prinia subflava (tawny-flanked prinia), 1480 nucleotides long. It is a transcript of the gene TMEM74B, whose product is annotated as transmembrane protein 74B. The record is from RefSeq and is a predicted model, not a curated record. The coding region runs from base 106 to 594 and encodes 162 amino acids. NCBI's taxonomy places the organism in Eukaryota, Metazoa, Chordata, Aves, Passeriformes, Cisticolidae. The transcript has 2 exons.
CCGAGCGGAGCCUGGUGCACGGAGCGGGGCCACAGCCCGGUGCGGGAGCAGGGAACCGGAGGGCAGAGUCCGGCGGGAAAGGAGGGUCCGGCCGGCGGCGGUUCCAUGGCGUCCCCGCGGGCGGCGGAGCUGCGGAGCCCAGACGAGGCGGCGGCCGCGGGUGCGGGGGCUGGUGCGGCUGCGGGGGGGCCGGUGCCGGCGGGCCCGGGGCUGGCGCUGGCGCUGGGCUGCGCCCUGGGCGGCGCGGCGCUGGUGGUGCUGGCGGGGGCCGUUCCGCGGGCGGUGCGGCCCGACCCUACCGUGCCGGCGCGGCAGAUGGAGCGGCUGGAGGCUCGGGCAGCCCGGCUCCGCGCCCGCCUCGACCGCUGCACCGUGGCCGGGCUGGCGCUGCUGGCCCUGGGCGGGCUCCUGCUCGCCGCCCUGCUGCUGACCGCCGCCGCCGCCCGCCGCCGCGCCCGGGCCGCCCGCCGCACCGGUGGCACCUAUGGCUCGGUACGGCUGCGGCUGCGGAGAGUAUCAGCUGAAGGGACGCGGGCGCUGCUCGAGAGCCAGCUGAGCCCCCCACCCCAGCCCCCCGAGGGGCCCGGCUCCUAGCCGUGCGCACCCCAGGGACCCCCCGCCGCUGGCAGGAACGAGGACCCCUUGCUGCACUGCAACACCGAUACCACUGGGUGAAACUUCACCCACGCCAGCCUUCAGCCACCAUUCUCACCUCCUUGAACCUUCUUGAAUGGUGCUGUGGCCCAACAGCACCGGACUGAUGAGGCUUUGGGGUACUCCACCAGACUGCAUGGCCCUGGCCUGGGUUGUUCCCCACCACCAGCAUUGGGACAGCAUGGCCUUGGGACCUCCUGUCACCUCCGCAGCACCUUCCUGGAUGGGAUCCUGCCACCAACAUCAUGGCAUUGGCACAGUCAAGGCAGCCCAUGGGAUUUCUGUGCCACAGUCAGUUGCAGCCUGGGCUGGAUGUGAGGCUGAGCUCCUUCCCACAGCCAGGACCUGACUGCUCUUCCAAACAGUUCUGUUUCUGCCAUCAGUGACCAUUUUUAGCAAUAGUUUCCUGUAAAACUCUGGUACAGAGCUGGUGCUUGCACUACUUCAGGCAGAAGAGGAGGCAGCAAGCGUGUCCACCACUUGUGGGGUGGGGUCCAGCCCCCUGCAAUCCCCCAGCCCUCACAGCCCACCAGCUCCAUUCUGCACAGCAGGAUGAAGGCCAGGACACAUGCCUGCACUGUGCCAAGCAUCUCGUUACCACCAGCAGCCCUGAAAUGGCCUCUUCAAAAACCAUGGUGCUCCAUACAGAAGAGAGUGGAUUCUCAGUGCCUCGAGGUGACGUGGUGGCCGUGUCCCACACUGGCCUGGCAGUGCUGCUGCUGGGGUGGCCCCACACUGGCCUUUCUGCUGAUUCAAGGGCCGUUGUCUGUGGUGUGAAGGCAAAAUUGCAUUUCGGGAAUUAAACAUGAAGCGUCAUUAAAGCACA